This is a messenger RNA of Melanotaenia boesemani (Boeseman's rainbowfish), 1540 nucleotides long. It is a transcript of the gene tmod4, whose product is annotated as tropomodulin 4 (muscle). NCBI's taxonomy places the organism in Eukaryota, Metazoa, Chordata, Actinopteri, Atheriniformes, Melanotaeniidae. The coding region runs from base 265 to 1287 and encodes 340 amino acids. Gene Ontology annotation, biological process: muscle contraction; pointed-end actin filament capping; myofibril assembly. The transcript has 10 exons. Gene Ontology annotation, molecular function: tropomyosin binding. The record is from RefSeq and is a predicted model, not a curated record. Gene Ontology annotation, cellular component: striated muscle thin filament; myofibril.
CCCCCUACUCUGUCACGCAGCCAAAGUAAUAAAAUGCUGACUUCUCAAAGUAACGUUAGUAUGCCUGUCUCAGCACAGCAGCCCUGAAGUUUGACACACAAGAGAGAGAGGGAGGUGGGGGGAGAAAAAAAUCUACUUGGUCUAACUGCAGCCUCUGCCCUACCAAAGGGCUUCAGUACUUCGCUUCUGUGAAGUGCCUACUUCUCCAGGGGUGUGCGGCAGUGUGUAAGAGUGAGUGUGUGUGUGCGUAUGUGAGCCGAAGCCAUGUCAGACCCGAGGGACAUCGACGAGGAUGCUAUCCUCAAGGGCCUCAGUGCACAGGAGCUGGAUCAGCUGGAGUAUGAGCUGCAAGAGAUGGACCCUGAGAAUGCUAUGCUGCCAGCUGGUUUCCGGCAGCGAGACCAGACGAAGAAGAGCCCGACAGGGCCAUUUGACCGGGAUGCUCUGAUGCAGCACCUGGAGAAGUCGGCCCUGGAGCAUGAGGACAGGGAUGACCUGGUGCCCUUCACUGGAGAAAAGAAAGGGAAGGCUUUUGUGCCUAAGAAAGCAAAAGAGAUCCCCCAGCAUGAGCAGGUGAUCCUGGAGCCGGAGCUGGAGGAGGCUCUGAAAAACGCCACCGAUGCAGAGAUGUGUGACAUUGCAGCUAUCCUUGGAAUGUACACGCUGAUGAGCAACAAACAGUACUACGAUGCUCUGGGCACCACGGGCACCAUCGCCAACACAGAGGGCAUUAACAGUGUUGUUAAACCAGAUCCAUUCAAGAUCUUCCCUGAAGAACCGCCAAACCCCACCAAUGUGGAGGAAACCCUGGAGAGAAUCCACAACAACGAUAGCAGCCUGACUGAGGUUAACCUCAACAACAUCAAGGACAUUCCCAUCCCAACACUAAAAGAGAUCUUUGAGGCAAUGAAGGGAAACUCUCACGUGGAGUUUCUUAGCAUUGCUGCGACCCGGAGCAACGAUCCUGUGGCCUACGCUUGUGCUGAGAUGCUACAGGAGAACACCAGCUUGCAGAGUCUUAAUAUUGAGUCCAACUUCAUCACUUCAGAUGGCAUGAUGGCCAUCAUGAAAGCCAUGGCUAAUAACGCCACUCUGGUGGAACUCAAGAUUGACAACCAGAGACAGAAGUUGGGAGACUCGGUUGAGAUGGAGAUUGCCUCCGUGUUGGAGAACAACUCCAGCAUCCUCAAGUUUGGCUAUCACUUCACCCAGCAGGGUCCCCGAGCUAGAGCUGCCAUGGCUAUCACACGAAACAACGACAUGAUUCGCCAACAAAGAUUAAGAUGAAAACGACACCCACGCUUAACAACAACCCUUUCAGCCCAUCAGUGUGCAAAGAUGGCAAAUGACAGCUCUGUGCCAGCUUCCUCUCUAUGUGCUGCCCCAGCGCUGAACAAAUCCUCCCAAAAUAAUCUGGGUCUUUUUACAUGGAGGAAACUCAAUCUAACAUCCAUGUUCAUCCAUUUCAUUUCAUUUACUGCAGCAAGCUUUAUGUAGACUCCUAAAUUUAUCAUAAAGGCAUGUAUAGGCAACAAGCAAA